AAAAAAACGCUCGCUCUAGGAUGUUGUUUACACUUUUCAGCCACCUAAUGAUGGCGGUCGCAGUGUCGCCUUUAACGUCUGAAAAAUCUCAAUCCUUUGCUCAUCAGCAGCUUAGACUGUUAUUAGACAACAGCAACGCUCUAAGUCACUUGAAAGUCGGCAACGCAAGUGAUAAGAUGUCGCUAGAGGAUUUCGAACAGUACCUUGGAAGUUACAUUGGGAGUGAAGAUCGAGUAGCAAUUUUGCUCGAUUUCGAUGGCACCUUGGCUGAGCUGACAUCGCAUCCGGAUCUCAGUGCAAUGACACCGGAAAUGAGACUAGUUUUGGCUAAUUUGGCUGCCAGUAAGAAGGUAUUUUUGUCGAUCAUCUCGGGCCGACAUGUAGAUGGAUUGAAGGCAAAAGUUGGAAUCGAUAACAUCAUCUACUCAGGAAACCACGGCCUCGAAGUGCUCUAUCAGAACGGAUCCAGACACAAUCAGGGAAUUUCCAAAGAACUGGCAGACAAUUUCAGCAAAAUGGUCAAUCAGCUGACAACCGAGCUCGCUCACGACGGUGCCUGGGUGGAAAAUAAAAAUGUUUCUCUUACGUUCCAUCAUCGAGCGGUCGAUCCUAGCUUGGUUCCUGAACUGGAUGCCCGGGCCAAGCAAAUCAUCGAAUCCUACGGGUAUCGAGCGAAUUCAGCCCACGCGGCCGUUGAAGCAAAACCUCCCAUCGACUGGAAUAAAGGAUUUGCUGCAGAGUACAUUCUGAGAACAAGCUUCGAUCCCGAUUGGAAAAAUCGAAAGGUGAUCUUUGCCGGGGACGAUACAACGGAUGAGGACGCGAUGAAAGCCAUCAAAGGAUACGGACGCUCUUUCCGGAUAACCAAGGAUCCCAAUCUAAAAACUUACGCAGAUUACAAAAUUCCAUCGGUGACAUCAAUCUAUCAUAUGCUGAAAUGGAUUGAAAAUAAACUGCUAAAGUCGUGAGUAGACUCGGUCUUAUCAAGAAUAGUUUAAGUUUUUCUAGGGCAUGAUGUCAUUAGAAAUUUCAAAAUACGACAAUAAAGAUAAGGUUUCCAUAUUUUAUAA
Molecule: messenger RNA, 1070 nt
Organism: Uranotaenia lowii
Lineage: Eukaryota; Metazoa; Arthropoda; Insecta; Diptera; Culicidae
Exons: 3
Coding region: 21-968 (315 amino acids)
Biological process (GO): trehalose biosynthetic process
Molecular function (GO): trehalose-phosphatase activity
Source: RefSeq, a predicted model, not a curated record